Messenger RNA from Jaminaea rosea, 561 nucleotides. RefSeq lists its product as hypothetical. Gene Ontology annotation, biological process: DNA alkylation repair; DNA repair. Lineage: Eukaryota; Fungi; Basidiomycota; Exobasidiomycetes; Microstromatales. Gene Ontology annotation, molecular function: dioxygenase activity. The record is from RefSeq and is a predicted model, not a curated record. The transcript has 2 exons. The annotation marks the transcript as partial. Gene Ontology annotation, cellular component: nucleus.
UCCACCCUCUCCCGCUGGUACGACUCCCUCGCGACGCUUCCCAAUUGGCAUCAGCCCACCCUCAAGCUCUAUGGCCGGUCAAUAGUGCAGCAGCGGCCGAUCGCGGCUUUCAGCAAGGUGCCUGAUCUCAAAUUGCGCUACAGCGGCCAGGAGGCAAGGAUGGACCCCUGGCCUCCGGUAUUGGAGGAGAUGGAAGACCUAGUGCGAGACAAGGUGGGAAGGGAGGUGAGAUUCAACCAUGCAUUUUUGAACUUGUACGAGGAUGGGAAAGUCAAUAUUGGGAAGCAUAGUGACAAUCUCGAAAAUCGCGUCAUCGUCACACUCUCUCUAGGCGCACCGCGUAAGUGGAUCAUGACCCGACGCCACCCACCAGGAGCGAUGGCUGCAGCCAAGCGUUCCGGCACCAAAUUACCGGCGCCAGAGGUGAGAUCAUGGACGCUAGAGAAUGGCAGCCUGUUGGUCAUGCAGGGAGAUGUGCAGAAGGAGUGGUAUCACGAGGUCCCGAAGGAGGGAAGAAUCAAAGAGGGGAGGAUCAGCGUGACUUUCAGACAAUUGGUGUAU